Magnolia sinica is the source of this 1256-nucleotide messenger RNA. RefSeq lists its product as uncharacterized. The transcript has 4 exons. Bases 16 to 987 code for a protein of 323 amino acids. Lineage: Eukaryota; Viridiplantae; Streptophyta; Magnoliopsida; Magnoliales; Magnoliaceae. The record is from RefSeq and is a predicted model, not a curated record.
AUUUCGAUAAGAGAGAUGAAAAGAUCGUUCGGGAAUAGCAGAAGCAUGGGAAGCGGCGGAAUGCUGCGCGCAGUGGGGCGGGCAGUGGGGGCAGGUAUUGGGGGCGUUCAACAGUCUGUCUCGACUGCAAAGCCCAAUCCCUCAACCUUUUUCUCCCUCUCUUCUUCUUCUCCGUCUCCGUCUUCCUCCGUUAGUUUUCCCGUUUCCGCCACGUCGAAUGCUAACGGCCGGACUUCUUCCACUUGUUUCAUCGAAGACGAUGACUGGGAAUCGGUUGAAGAGGAAGACGGACGAGAUGGAAAUAACGGAUUUCAUGACCGUUUCGUUUUCGGUCCCGUUCCUUCCAAGGACGAAGUUGAAGAUGCCAUUUCAGCCCUUCAGCAGGUCGUAGUCGCAGGCCCAUAUUCACAGACUGUUGAAGAUAGCUAUCCAUCUACUCCAAGAAAGGAUGAAUCCAGUCUCAUGACAGAUUCAACUGAGUUAAUGUGCCGUGUUUCUUCAGCUGAAGCAGGGUCAGAUUGGAUUGAGCCUGUACUGCACCUCAACAAUCCGAAACCAUUGGAGUGCCAUGGAUACGACAAUGUGAUCGAUGCGUUUUGGUUGCUGCAAAGAAAUCCAUCCGUUCAGAGGAUGGUCAUUUCUUUAUCAUCUGAUAAUGCUAUAUGGGAUGCGGUCAUGAACAAUGAGGUGGUGCAGGAGCUCCGGGAUUCAUUCUAUGCAGAUCAACCACCUGAAAAUGACCAGCAGCCGAGCUCCAAGGACACCCACCCCGAAGUCUCAUUCAAAUUUCUGAGGUGGAUUUUGGACAAUACCAAGACAAAAAUGAUGGAACUUAUCAGCAAGAUCAUGAAGCUCACGAAUGACCUGUUUCAGGCACCGGCUAAGGGGAAAAUGAUAGACGUCUUUGAGGACACUGUGAAAUCCUCACUCAUGCUAUCAAUCAUGGUCCUUCUAGUGAUCGUCGUGACACGCGUUCGAAGCGAUUGAUAGAAAUUCGAUGACAUGAUCACUGGCAUUUCUUGCCAGGUUUACAGGUAAUAUUCUAGAAUUGGUAGUGACAGAUGACUUUAAGAUAUUGGUUUAGUUAUUUCCUACACUUAAGCUUGGGUGUACAUAUAGAUGUUGUUAGUUGGUUUAUUGGUCACUGGCAUGUGGCCAGACGGAUCUACAUACUCUUUUGUUGAAUUUCUAAUAUGGAGUUUUGUAAUUUAUGUUAAUCCCUUAAAAAGUCUGUUUGGAUGAGUAAUCCAUUUUUU